Caenorhabditis bovis is the source of this 1086-nucleotide messenger RNA. Lineage: Eukaryota; Metazoa; Nematoda; Chromadorea; Rhabditida; Rhabditidae. The record is from the annotation of a GenBank genome assembly.
AUGUCCGGAGAAGACGAAGAAAAACUCUUCCUUGAAUUGGUUGAUUUCAUUUCGCCAACGGCUCUAUUGACUGUAAGAAGAGCUGCUCUUGAAUACAUCACUGGUGUAAGUGCUUCCCUAGAUGGGUCAGCAGGGCAAUUCUUUUCGCGGUCGGAUUUUGCAAUGGCUAAAGCAAUCUGUAAUCUAUGCGAAGCAACAGCCUCGGAUCGCACACAGACUCUCGCAGCUCUCACUAAUUUCACGUCGGGUUCCGCUGAAGCUGCAAAUUUUGUGUUGACUAAAACAAAAUGCAUUGAACUGUCGUACACGGCAACAGUGACAAAUGUUGUGUAUGCAUCAGUCGCUUCUCGACUCCUCGCUAAUGUUUCUCGUCAUUUUCCUGACCGGUUUGAUGAGAAACUACGAAAAUUUAACGAAGAUUAUACAUUUGCAUUGCUUAAUGAGAUCAAAAAAAGUGUUGAGUCGGAUGAUGAGGAGCGUGCAAAGUUUAUCGGAUUCAUCAUUGUCAACUUGACUGUUCUUCCAUUGGUUCGUGAGCGAUUUGUCAAAGGAAAUUCGAAACUCCUUCCGAUCGUUUAUGAACUUCUACUUAACGCAAAAACUAAAGAGAUUCGGGAGUGCGCGGCAGAUAUUCUACGCAAUUUGGCUUUUGAUGAUGGCUUACACGUGCAGCUCCUUGACACCAAUGAUGAUUAUCUUGUGGCGGUUCUCGCGCCAUUGAUGGAUGUUAAUGAUAAUUUGGACGAGGAAGAGAUCGCCAAGCUGCCUCUCAGAUUGCAGUAUUAUGAAAAAUCGAGAGACGAAAAUCCUACUGUGCGGCAGAAAUUGAUCGAGGCACUUUUUCAGCUCUGUGCGACUAAGCAUGGUCGUCAGGUUCUACGCGCGAAAGGAGUUUACGCGGCGAUGCGCGAGCUCGACAAGUCUGGCGAAACGGAAUCCGGUGAGGAAUCGGAACGCGCGAAAACGCUGCUAAGCUCUCAGCAGGAGCAUACACUUCAUGCGCUCAUUGGCAUUCUGAUCAGGUACGAGUCCGAAAUGGACGUCGACCCGAGCCUUGAAACGAUUCGCCAUCUUGGAGCGGAGUAA